UUCGAAGAACAGAGACGUCUGGGCUGCAUGCACUUCGGCAUCAAACAGUGCUUCCUUCGGUUCAGAAAACCGUGAAGUGGAUAAAGAUGAAGCAGACCCCAGAAGUCCUUGGCAAUGCGAAUGGGAAGACUCAGAACUGUGAAGUGAAUCGGGAAUGUUCUGUGUUCCUCAGCAAAGCCCAGCUCUCUACCGCUCUGCAGGAGGGGGCCAUGCAGAAAUUUAAUGGCCACGAUGCACUUCCCUUUAUCCCAGCCGAGAAGCUCAAAGAUCUCACCUCCUGCGUAUUUAAUGGAGAACCUGGCACUCAUGAUGCCAAAUUGCGUUUUGAGACCCAGGAAGCAAAAGGAAUUGGGACUCCACCUAAUACUACCCCUAUCAAAAAUGGCUCUCCAGAAAUUAAGCUAAAAAUCACCAAAACAUACAUGAAUGGGAAACCCCUCUUUGAGUCUUCUAUUUGUGGCGACAGUGCAACAGAUAUGUCCCAGUCAGAAGAAAACAGACAAAAACCAGAAAACAAGGCCAGAAGGAGCAGAAAGAGAAGCAUAAAAUACGACUCUUUACUGGAGCAGGGCCUUGUCGAAGCAGCUUUGGUGUCCAAGAUCUUGGGUCCUGCUGACAAAAAGGUCCCAGCCAAGAAGGAGUCCUACCCCGGGGUCAGCAGAGAGAAGGACCACCUUCUCAAGUAUGGUGUGGGUGACCUGGUGUGGUCCAAGGUGUCGGGCUACCCAUGGUGGCCCUGCAUGGUGUCUGCCGACCCACUCCUGCACAGCUGCACCCGGCUGAAAGGUCAGAAAAAGAGCGCACGCCAGUAUCACGUACAGUUCUUUGGUGAUGCCCCAGAAAGAGCGUGGAUAUUUGAGAAGAGCCUGGUAGCUUUCGAAGGAGAAGCAUUUGAAAAACUGUGCCAGGAAAGUGCCAAGCAGGCGCCCACAAAAGCUGAGAAAUUUCAGCUGUUGAAGCCCAUUUCAGGGAAAUUGAGGGCCCAGUGGGAGAUGGGCAUUGUUCAGGCGCGAGAAGCUGCGGGCAUGUCAGCAGAGGCGCGGAAAGCCAGGUUCACCUUCGUCUACGUGGGGGGACCAGCUGCGCCUCAACCCCUGCGUGGGCCCAGGAGGCUGGCGUGGGCGCUGGGUCCCCUGGAGUGGAUGGCCGAGCUUGCGGGCGGCCACAAGGAAGCAGCUGUGGCCCCGCGGUCGGGGGCAGACGAGGGCGCGCCCAUCAAGCAGCGGAGGGCCGGGCACCAAGCAGGGGUUCCCAGGACGGCAGCCAGCACCCCUCAGGAGACGGCCGGCGCAGAUCCCCGAAGAGGAGUGGGGUCUCCUCCCGGGAGAAGGAAGGCCCCGGCCUCCACCCCACGAGGCAGGAGGGGUGACGCGCUGUCCCAGUUUUUGGUCUUCUGCCAGAAGCACAGGGAUGAGGUUAUGGCCGAGCACCCAGACGCUUCCUGUGAGGAGAUCGAAGAGCUGCUUGGGUCGCAGUGGGGCAUGCUCAACGACAAGCAGAAGGCGCGCUACCACACCAAGUUUGCCCUUGUGGCCUCCCCCCACGCCGAGGAGGACUCUGGCAGCGUAAACGGGAAGAGAAGGAACCACACCAAAAGGGCCCAGGAACCUGCAGGAGACCUCGCAGUGGACAACGCACCUCGGAAGAGACUCAGGAUGGACAAGCCCGGCCUGCGGAAGAGAGAGACCAUCGCUGACAAAACAGCCAGGACCAGUUCUAAGGCCGCGGAGGCAGCCUCCUCUCUGAAGGGUCAGGCAGCAAUGAAAAAUCUGUCCGAUGCAUGCAAACCACUGAAGAAGCGAAACCGGGCUUCUGCAGCUGCGUCCUCAGCUCUUGGGUUUAGCAAAAGUUCAUCUCCUUCCGCGUCCUUAACUGAGAACGAGGUCUCGGACGGCCCAGGAGAUGAGCCCUCGGAGUCCCCGUACGAAAGCGCAGACGAGACACAGACCGAGGUGUCCAUCUCCUCUAAAAGGUCUGAACGAGGAGUGGCGGCCAAAAAGGAGCACGUGUGCCAGCUGUGUGAGAAGCCCGGCAGCCUCCUGCUGUGCGAAGGCCUCUGCUGCGGAGCCUUCCACCUCUCCUGCCUCGGGCUGGCCCGCAGACCAGAAGGGAGGUUCACCUGCAGCGAGUGCGCUUCAGGGAUUCACUCGUGUUUUGUGUGUAAGGAGAAGAAGAUGGAUGUUAAGCGCUGCGCCGUGUCUCAGUGUGGAAAGUUCUACCAUGAAGCGUGUGUGAGGAAAUACCCUCUGACUGUGUUUGAGAGUCGGGGCUUCCGCUGCCCUCUCCACAGCUGCGUGAGCUGCCAUGUUUCCAACCCCUCCAGUCCAAGACCGUCCAAAGGUAAGAUGAUGCGCUGUGUCCGCUGCCCAGUGGCCUACCACGGAGGGGACGCCUGCUUGGCAGCAGGCUGUGCAGUGAUCGCCUCCAACAGCAUCAUCUGCCCAGGCCACUUCACCGCUUGCAAGGGGAAGCGGCACCACUCGCACGUCAACGUCAGCUGGUGCUUCGUGUGCUCCAAAGGCGGGAGCCUCCUGUGCUGUGAGUCCUGCCCAGCCGCCUUCCACCCCGACUGCCUCAACAUCGAGAUGCCCGACGGCAGCUGGUUCUGCAAUGACUGCCGUGCCGGGAAGAAGCUGCACUUCCAGGAUAUUAUUUGGGUUAAACUUGGGAACUACAGAUGGUGGCCGGCAGAAGUUUGCCAUCCCAAAAAUGUUCCCCCAAAUAUUCAGAGAAUGAAGCACGAGGUUGGAGAGUUCCCUGUGUUUUUCUUUGGGUCUAAAGAUUAUUACUGGACACACCAGGCACGCGUGUUCCCGUACAUGGAAGGCGACCGGGGCAGCAGACACCAGGGCGUCCGAGGGAUCGGAAAAGUCUUCAAAACCGCACUGCAAGAAGCCGAAGCGCGCUUUCGGGAAGUAAAGCUUCAGAGGGAGGCCCGGGAAACCCAGGAGAAUGAGCGCAAACCCCCGCCCUACAAGCACAUCAAGGUGAAUAAGCCUUAUGGGAAAGUCCAGAUCUACACAGCAGAUAUUUCAGAAAUUCCCAAGUGCAAUUGCAAGCCCACGGAUGAGAACCCCUGCGGCUUUGACUCGGAGUGCCUCAACAGGAUGCUCAUGUUCGAGUGCCACCCCCAGGUGUGCCCCGCGGGCGAGCGCUGCCAAAACCAGUGCUUCACCAAGCGCCAGUACCCCGAGACCAAGAUCGUCAGGACAGAUGGCAAGGGCUGGGGCCUGGUUGCCAAGCGGGACAUAAAGAAGGGAGAGUUUGUGAAUGAGUAUGUUGGGGAGCUGAUUGAUGAAGAGGAGUGUAUGGCGAGAAUCAGAUAUGCACACGAGAACGACAUCACCCACUUCUACAUGCUCACCAUAGACAAGGACCGGAUCAUUGACGCGGGCCCCAAGGGGAACUACUCGCGCUUCAUGAACCACAGCUGCCAGCCCAACUGCGAGACGCUCAAGUGGACGGUCAACGGGGACACGCGCGUGGGGCUCUUUGCUGUCUGCGACAUCCCCGCAGGCACGGAGCUGACCUUCAACUACAACCUCGACUGUCUGGGAAAUGAGAAAACAGUGUGUCGGUGCGGAGCCUCCAACUGCAGCGGGUUCCUCGGGGACAGACCCAAGACCUCAGCAGCCCUCUCGGAGGAAAAGGGCAAGAAGACCAAGAAGAAGCCCAGGAGGCGCAGGACGCGCGGCGAAGGGAAGAAGGCAUCGGAGGACGAGUGUUUCCGCUGCGGGGACGGGGGCCAGCUGGUCCUGUGCGACCGCAAGGGCUGCACCAAGGCCUUCCACCUGUCCUGCCUCGGGCUGCCCAAGCGGCCCUUCGGGAAGUGGGAGUGUCCCUGGCACCACUGUGACGUGUGCGGCAAGCCUUCAACGUCCUUCUGCCACUUUUGUCCCAAUUCUUUCUGCAAGGAGCACCAGGACGGGGCGGCCGUCAGCACCACCCUCGAUGGGCGACCCUGCUGCUCGGAGCACGACGCGGGGGCCCAGGCGGCUCGAGGCGCCAAGAUUGGGCAGCCCUUCGCGGGGCUGGGGCGGGCACGGGGCCGGCGGAGGGGGCGCUGGCGCAGGACCACGGACGGCAAGUAGCCCCGCGCAUGGCCGGCCCCGGGCACCUUGGAGGGAGCACUGCCCCGGGAGCCCCCGCCGGCCCCGCGCCACACACAGGCCCCCAGGCAGGGCAGUGGCCGCAGCGCAGUGCUGGGGUGACCUCCCGCUGCGGUUUAGGCUAACGUUAAAACGGAAUUUAAGUGGCAUAUGAAAUGUUUUUAUCUCACCUGAAGUGCAUAGAAUAGUCUUUUUCCUAAAGGAUGACUGUUGACUCGGACCCACCAGGGCACCGGCUUCUGCCCACAGCCACCACUCAGGAGAGACCGGGCAAGACUGGCCGCCCACUGCACACCUCGGGGACCGGGUCUCGAGCAUCAUUUUGCUCUUAUUGAAACAGCUCUGUGAUUUUUGUACUAAUGUGAAAUUCUCCCCAACGCUUCUUCUCCAUCCCCGUGAGAAGCCAGCCCCGGGCGGGUCGGCCAAUGCGGCUGGGAGCCGUCUGCGCCCCCUGGUUCUCCUCCGCCGGGGGCCACUCUGCCAGCGGCACCAGACUCACGUCAACAUUUUGGGAAAAUAUUUUGUAUAUUUUUUCAUCUGGCUUUUUUUAAAACCGAUUUCUGGCUUUUAUUCUCAAUAUAUUUUUGCUAAACUCAUUUUGCCAAUCAGCACUGCCUGAAACGUGUUUCCUGAUGUGACCCUGAGUUUUCACAGCGCAUGGUGUGACCGUCCCCUUGGGCAAAGGCCUGGCAGGUGGCAGUGGGCACAGGUGGCCCGAGCCGGUGUGGAUGUGGAUUUCCGGAGGCCGCCUUGCCAGGGUCCGAGGAGAUGCUGGGAACCCGGAGCUGCCGACGUCCGCACCGAGCCGCCCGGCCCCCGCACGAGCGCUGCCGCUUUCCCGCCAGAGCAGGCCCCGCCCCAGAGGGAGAAGCACUUGAGCAGCAGUGAGUUCUCUGUGGAAGACUGUUCUUUUCUGGGGUUCCUCUGCAAACGGGGGCCGUGUCCCUCAGGCACCUGCCCGUCUCCAGGGUGUGGGCUGGAGGGAUACCCAGAGGCCGGCGCUUGUCUCCUGCCCCAGGACACCACGGGGCAGGGAAGGUCACCUGACUGUUCUUGGUAAUAAUUACGAAAACCGCUACCCACCUCCACGUCCGUUUCUCAUCUGUUUUGGGGUCUGCGUGUGAACUCACAGUAUGUCUUGACGCCAUCACUAACCGCUUGCCCUCGAGGGGUGUCUGUUCCAGGCAGGGGGGCCCGGGGGCCCCUGAGCCCUGGCUGACAGGGCCUGCCCCUCUGGCCCCUCCGUCACGGUGCUGAGCGAACCACACACACAACCAAGAGGGACGUGCCCAGAAGCCUCUGCGGGACCAGCUGACACUUGGGAGCACCAGGCUGGUGGUUCUGGGGCACGCCUGCCGGGAAAGGCCUGGCCGCUCUGGACUGUUUUCCCUCGAGAACAUUCACCCUCUCCGGGGUCCUCAGACGCUGCAUCAGCCGUGGACAGUCAGCCAGAGCCCCCGGGACCCCCCCGGGCAGCACAGCUGGGCUCUCCUGACAGGUGCAGCUGGGGUGCUUACUUGUCCCAAAGACCUGUCACGCCACUGCAGGAUUCUGCCGGAGGUGAAACCUCAGGCUCGGUUGUGCAGGGCACUUUGGGGAGUGAUUAACUUAUUUUUGUACUUGGCAGUAGUAAAGUCUUGUGAUUUUUGACUCACGUUGACAUUAUUUCCCAGUCCCCUACAAUCUUUCUGAAGGAAAUACUGCAAAAAUGACUUCAAAUAUAGUUCCCCUUUAUCCAGACUGCUAAACUAAUGAGAAAAUAACACUAUCUGUGAAAAUACUGGCAAGAGGUCAGGGACCUGGGUGAGAGCAGGGCUGCAGGGACCCCCCGAGGCCGCCCUGCUUGUCCCGGAGUUGGGGGGCCUUGUUUUUUGAGGGUUUGGUGACUUUCUAAAUGUUGGCACCAACCCUCUGUUAUUAAUGUGACGCGAACACAAAAAGAACACAGGACAGACACUGCCCACAGCCCCUCCGGUUCUGAGGCCUCGGGAGCCGGCCCGGGGCUGUGUCUGCUCUGGCGGCGCCUCGGCACCUCCCGCGUGGAAACAUCACAGAAACCCGCCCUGCCCGUGUCCCCAGUUGGCACGCCGUCCCCCGGGCCCCACACACACUCAGGGUCACACCUCCAAGCUGCCCAAGUAUUUAUCUUCAUAUGUAAGUGUGUUACCCACUUUGCAGAACUACCUUGUUUUCAGAAAUUAAACCCAUUUCCAUUGAUGUUGAUGUAAAGGAUGGUCAAUUGCCAAAUAUCUCGGUCCUCGGAGAAGCCCAGAGCGGGUCAGUGGACGGAGACGCCCGGCCCGCGUCGGCAGGGAGCCUCGAGGAACCCUGGGUGCUAUCACCAGUUCUGAUAGUUAGACUUAAAAACUUGAAAUUCACUUUUGGGGGAAAUAUACAGAAAUGUAGAUUUGAGCAUUGCCAGUUUGAAAAUAGCAUUUAACGUGGAAAGUUGUGUUCUUUGGAAAAUUGUGUAUGAGUAUUUUUGUAUUAAAAACGUUUUAAAGGC
Molecule: messenger RNA, 6615 nt
Organism: Choloepus didactylus (southern two-toed sloth)
Lineage: Eukaryota; Metazoa; Chordata; Mammalia; Pilosa; Megalonychidae
Gene: NSD2
Product: nuclear receptor binding SET domain protein 2
Biological process (GO): regulation of DNA-templated transcription
Cellular component (GO): nucleus; chromatin
Molecular function (GO): histone H3K36 methyltransferase activity; protein binding
Source: RefSeq, a predicted model, not a curated record